Drosophila ficusphila is the source of this 471-nucleotide messenger RNA. Its product is annotated as suppressor protein SRP40. The record is from RefSeq and is a predicted model, not a curated record. Lineage: Eukaryota; Metazoa; Arthropoda; Insecta; Diptera; Drosophilidae. Bases 1 to 471 code for a protein of 156 amino acids. The transcript has a single exon.
AUGAAGUUGUUGCUGGUUUUUGGUCUGGUCUUUCUGGUUGGCUACGUGGUAGCUGCUGAUGAUAACACCGAUUAUUCGGAAUAUUACGACGAUGAUGACACCAACAACUCUACGGCAUCCGCUCUAGGAAGCGAUAGCAGUGACUUGGAUUCAGAUGAUGAGGACUACACAGACAGUUCUGGAAGUGGCAGUUCUGCCAGUGCUUCAGAAAGUUCUUCUGAUGAUUCUGAUGACAGUUCGGAGGACAGCGCACCCGUGAAAUCACCUGUGUCUAAAGGAAAUAAAGCCAAGAAAGCAGCUCUCAAGAACAGAAGGCGCAGGCGCACCACUGUGGCUCCAAAACGUGCUGCCGCCAAAAAGAAGGUAGCAGCUGCCAAGAGGCAAACUGCUGCGGCCACUAAGAAGCAGACACCUGUGGCUGCCAAAAAGAAGACAAAGGCCGCCGCCAACAAACGCAAUCGCAGAGGUUAA